AAGGAGGAACGAAUGAAGUGCUCAUAUUGUCAGAAACCUGGACAUGAUUAUGAUAACUGUUUCAGGAGAACCGGGAAUUACCCGGACUGGUGGCAUGAGAAUCCGGGUCGUGCGCGAGGAGGAAAAGGACGUGGAGGCCCCAAUCGCGGAGGGACUGGACGUGGAGGCUCAGGCAGAGGUUAUGGACGAGGAAUUGCUCAUGCCAUGCAUAUGGGCGAGGUCCAGGGAGAUGCUGCACCUGCACAAGGAACGAAGGAAACAACCAUGCAUGCACCAGGAUUCUCAAACGAACAGUGGCAGACUUUUCUCAAAAUAAUGGAAAGUUGUAAGAAUUCCUCCUCCUCCUCGGGGGAAAAACUUUCAGGACCUACCUACGAGGAUGCCGAUUGGAGUGGGUGAACGACGAGGGGGAGUUUAUUUUUUCCGGGGACUGGACCAAGCACAGGCAUAUGCGGUGGGAAGUUCAGACUCUGGUGAUUUGUGGCACUCAAGGUUGGGUCAUCCGUCACUGAAAGUACUACGGUCACUUGGUUAUUUAAAUAAAGUGUUGUUGAAUUCUGUUCAAAAUAAAGUUUGUGAUGCAUGUAUGAGAGGCAAGCAAACACGUGAUAGUUUUAUUGUUAGUAGUGGUAGAGCCGUUGAACCUUUUGAGUUAAUACACUGUGAUAUUUGGGGACCUUAUCGUGUUAAGUCUACUUGUGGUGCUCGAUAUUUUUUGACUGUGGUGGAUGAUUUUUCUAGAGCUGUUUGGGUACAUUUGAUGCGAGACAAGGGUGAAGUCAAAAUUAUUCUUAAACAAUUCCUGGCCAUGACUAAUCGACAGUUUAAUAAAAAUGUGAAAGUAGUGAGAAGUGAUAAUGGAAAGGAAUUUGUUAGUCUACAGGACUAUUUCUUGACUAACGGCAUCAUUUUUCAGACCAGUUGUGUAUACACCCCUCAACAGAAUGGUAGGGUUGAAAGAAAACAUAGACAUAUUUUGGAAAUGGCUAGAACUCUCCGGUUUCAUGCAAACUUGCCCAUUGAGUUUUGGGGUGAGUGUGUGUUGACGGCGGGAUAUUUAAUAAAUCGUUUGCCCUCCCCCGUAAUAGAUAAUAAAAGUCCUUAUGAAUUGUUGUAUAACAAAAUACCAAUUUAUAGCCAAUUGCGGGUGUUUGGUUGUCUUUGCUACGCACAUGAGCCAAACAAUGGAGGAGAUAAAUUUGGACCUCGUGGUGUGAGGUGUGUUUUUUGGGAUAUUCCUACUCACAAAAGGGCUGGAAGGUUUUUGAUUUACAGAAUCGGCGACACUUUGUCUCACGUGACGUAAAAUUUGUUGAACAUGAAUUUCCCUUUAAGUCAAGGGAACCUCCUUUGGAUUCUGACAAUCAUGCAGGGAAUGACAUGCGUACAUGGGAGCACUAUGUACGUGCCACUGAUGAGAAAACAACACUCCACACGUGUGAGGAGUCUGACAUGUCUCAUGAACAUGCACGGACGGACAGAAGAGGAGUCUUUGACUCCACAAAUAUGGAGGAUGAGGAAGGCAUGGAGACACGGACAUCUGCUGGGCACGACAUGGAGACUACGUCUGACAACGGCAUGGACAGUACUAUUCCCUCUCCUGAUCAUGAUCAGCUUCGCCGAAGUGCACGUCCGCGCAGGGUUCCGACGUGGCACCAAGAUUAUGAUGUUCAGUUAAACACGGUUAAAAUAAACUCUUCCCCCGUUUGCACAUCAACUCUUACGGCAGAUUCAGGUAAUCCUUAUUCACUAUCUCAUUAUAUAAAAUAUGAUCACUUUUCGGUCGCGCACCGAGCUUUUCUUGCAGCUAUUACAUUGAACAAGGAGCCCAGUACCUUUGGAGAAGCUGUCCGCGAUCCUCGUUGGAGAGAGGCAAUGAGUCGUGAGAUUCAGGCUCUUGAACGUACAGGUACAUGAAAGAUUCAGGAUUUACCACCCGGGAAAAGAGCUAUUUUUUGCAAGUGGGUGUACAAGAUCAAGUAUAAAAGUGAUGGGACAGUGGAGCGAUAUAAAGCGCGACUGGUUGUUUGCGGGAACCGCCAGGUGGAAGGCAUUGACUAUGGAGAGACAUUUGCACCUGUUGCUAAGAUGGUUACGGUGCGCACGGUUUUGGCGGUGGCAGCCUCAUGUCAUUGGGAGUUACAUCAGAUGGAUGUAGAUAAUGCCUUCCUUCAUGGAGAUCUUCGUGAAGAAGUAUACAUGCAUCUGCCGCCGGGGUAUUCUUCUUCAUCUCCCGGUAAGGUUUGUCACUUGCUUCGCUCUCUUUAUGGACUUCGGCAGGCGCCUAGAUGUUGGUUUUCUAAGCUCACUUCCUCCUUAUGUAACUAUGGUUUUAC
Cuscuta epithymum is the source of this 2336-nucleotide messenger RNA. Lineage: Eukaryota; Viridiplantae; Streptophyta; Magnoliopsida; Solanales; Convolvulaceae. The record is from the annotation of a GenBank genome assembly.